Messenger RNA from Pedinophyceae sp. YPF-701, 1017 nucleotides. The record is from the annotation of a GenBank genome assembly. Lineage: Eukaryota; Viridiplantae; Chlorophyta; Pedinophyceae.
AUGCGCACCCUCCGGCGCGCGCGGCACGGCGUGGACGUCGGCGACGACGCGACGAGCGAGGACAUCAAGGCCGCGUACCGUCGGCUCGCGAAGGUCUGCCACCCGGACCGGGUCGGCCAGGACGGGAAUGCUAUGUGUGUGCUUCUGAACGAAGCCUACGACACGCUGGCAGACCCGGUGCGGCGCGCACAGUACGACCGGGUGCUCGACAAGUGGCUCGAGGACGACGACAUGGGCUUCACGGGGAAGCCGCUGUCGCGGUGGUGCGGUCCAGGCCACAAGAUGUCGAAGGCGGAGGAGGGGGAGACGCGCGCGGUCUUCGUGGACGAGAACAGCUGCAUCGGUUGCAAACAGUGCGUGUGGGUGGCCGCCGCGACGUUCCGCAUGGAGAACGAGUACGGCCGCAGCCGCGCCUUUGCGCAGUGGCUCAACAGCGAGGACGAGAUCCAGUGCGCGAUCGACUGCUGCCCCGUCAGCUGCAUCCACUGGGUGGAGAAACAACAGCUCCCGGCGCUCGAGUUCGCGAUGCAGAACCUCGUGGAUCGCGUGGACGUGGGGAUCAUGAUGGCGGGGCAGGGCGGGGGCGUCGCGGACCCGUUCGAGGCUGCGCGGCAGUUCGAGAAGCGGUUCGAAGACCGGCGGCGGCGGCGGGAGGAGGACCGCUCCUGGGCGCCCGAGCAGGCCGCGGCGCGGAUGGACGCGGCGGUGCGGGUGCAGAAGGCGAAGUGGGGGAAGAUCGGCGAGGCGCUGUACGACGGCCUGUGGCUGGGUCUGGCCGGGGUGAGCGGCGGCGCGGGCGAGGCUGCGUCUGACCGAGUCAGGCGGAGGGCGGAGCUGCGGAGCAAGCGGCGGCAGACGGCGGCCAAGGCCGGGGACGCGCUCGCGACGACGGUGCUCGACUCGAUCGACGAGCUCGAGCGGGAGCACGCGCGGGGGCGCGGCGGGGGCAGCGUUCCACUGGAGCGCGCGCUGGUGCCCGUGUCGGCGUACGCGGCGACCGCGACGCGCAGGGAAUGA